UAAAAACUUUUAUCAAACAGCUGGGCCUCCCAUCUUCCUCUUCCUCUGUUUUCUGCAUGCUGUAAUAUAGCACGGCCAGCAGGGAAGAAACCGGCAGGCACCGGUACUGGCAACGUCACCGGCAGGGAAGUGUUUGGUGAAAUCAGAAACUCAAUCGUUAGAUUCAGAGUAAUAAUAAUAAUUCUUCGCUUAGUAUUUAACGGGAAGACAAUUGUGGUUAUCGGGUUUAAUUCCUUCAAUAAAUUACAAUAAUCAUGGCGGCUGCCGUGGUAGCAAAUGGGAAACAGAAAUUAGAACAAAGAGGGCCUAAAAUUGGGGUUAUUAGUGGUCCGACCAAUCCAAUGGUGACACCUCUUUUAACAGAUCUUUAUCAAUUUACAAUGGCUUAUGCUUAUUGGAAAGCUGGAAAACACAAUGAACGAGCUGUGUUUGACUUGUAUUUCCGUAAGAAUCCAUUUGGUGGUGAAUAUACAAUAUUUUCUGGGUUAGAAGAAUGCAUAAAGCUUAUUGCUCAUUACAAAUUAACUGAGGAUGAGAUAGCUUUUAUCAGGAAAUCAUUGCCCCCGUCGUGUGAGGAUGCCUUCUAUAACUACCUUCGAGGAAUUGACUGUUCAGAUGUUGAGAUAUUUUCUAUACCUGAAGGUUCAGUUGUCUUUCCCAAGGUGCCACUGAUGAGGAUUGAAGGGUCCAUUGCUGUGGUUCAACUACUAGAAACUGCACUUGUCAAUCUCAUAAACUAUGCAUCGCUAGUCACUACUAAUGCAGCAAGACAUCGUUUUGUUGCGGGAAAGUCCAAGCUGCUGCUGGAAUUUGGGCUUCGAAGAGCACAGGGUCCAGAUGGUGGUAUAUCAGCUUCGAAAUAUUGCUAUAUGGGAGGAUUUGAUGCAACAAGCAAUGUGGCAGCUGGGAAGUUAUUUGGGAUCCCGCUCCGUGGAACACAUUCCCAUGCCUUCGUUAGCUCAUUUAUGAGCCUAGAUGAGAUCACUGAGAGAUCACUUACGCACCUUGAUAGUCCCAAGGUUUGUAAGGAUUUUGUUUGUCUAGUGAAGACGUGGCUUACUAAAUUAAAGCGGUCACGCUUAUUAGGUGGAAUUUUCAAUGAGACAAACCAAAGUGAAUUAGCAGCUUUCGCCUCAUAUGGGCUCGCCUUUCCUGGAAGCUUUUUGGCCCUUGUCGAUACUUAUGAUGUCAUGAGAAGUGGUGUUCCAAAUUUUUGUGCAGUUGCUCUUGCACUUAAUGAUUUGGGGUAUAGAGCAGUUGGCGUUAGAUUAGAUUCUGGUGAUCUUGCUUAUCAGUCAUGCGAAGCCAGGAAAUUCUUUCAAACUAUUGAAAAAGAGUUUGGAGUGCCUGGUUUUGGAAAGAUGAACAUCACAGCUAGCAAUGACCUUAAUGAGGAAACAUUGGAUGCGCUAAAGAAACAGGGACACGAGGUUGAUUCUUUUGGUAUUGGAACACAUUUGGUUACCUGUUACGCACAGCCCGCUCUAGGUGUUGUUUUCAAGUUGGUUGAGAUAAAUAAUCAACCUAGGAUCAAGCUUUCUGAAGAUGUUACAAAGGUCUCCAUUCCAUGUAAAAAACGGUGUUUCAGAUUGUAUGGGAAGGAAGGCUACCCCCUUGUUGACAUAAUGACCGGUGAAAAUGAGCCACCUCCUAAGGUAGGUGAACGAAUUUUGUGUCGUCAUCCGUUUACUGAAUCUAAAAGGGCAUAUGUUGUUCCCCAACAUGUUGAGGAGCUUUUAAAGUGUUUUUGGCCUGGAAGUUCAGAUAAAAUACAAGAAGAUUUGCCUCCAUUGAAGGACAUAAGGGAACGGUGUAUUGAACAACUGGAGCAGAUGCGGCCAGAUCACAUGAGAAGGCUGAACCCAACACCAUACAAGGUUAGCGUGAGCGCAAAGUUGUAUGAUUUCAUCCAUUUCCUCUGGCUCAACGAAGCCCCGGUUGGGGAGUUGCAAUGAUCGAUCAAAUGAAGGAAUAUAAUUUUUGGAAGAUUCUUUUUGCGCAGCAUAGUUGGUUCGAAAAGGAUCUUCUAAUAACAUGUACAUCUUUUUUCCUUUUCUUUUCCUUUUUUCUGGGCAGUGGAGUAUCUAAAAUAUCUUGGAUAUUUAU
Molecule: messenger RNA, 2106 nt
Organism: Solanum verrucosum
Lineage: Eukaryota; Viridiplantae; Streptophyta; Magnoliopsida; Solanales; Solanaceae
Product: nicotinate phosphoribosyltransferase 1-like
Exons: 15
Coding region: 255-1955 (566 amino acids)
Biological process (GO): NAD+ biosynthetic process
Molecular function (GO): nicotinate phosphoribosyltransferase activity
Source: RefSeq, a predicted model, not a curated record